AGAGAGAGAGAGAAAGGGGUUUGUUAGGAUUAUUAGAUCAAUUUUUUCUAAGAAAAAUAAUGGUGAAAGCGCACAGAAGAAAGUUGCGUUUCUCGGAGAGGUCGCCUCAAUUCUUCAAGCUCUAUUUACCUAAUCUCUGCUCUCUUCGACUGCGCAUCCCACCGGCAUUUGUUAAGUAUUUCGAUGGAGUUUUGCCUCACAAGUCUACAAUUACAAGUUCAGCAAAAAGAUGGCAAGUAAAUAUGAAUCAGGUCAACGAUGAUUUGUAUUUCGACAAGGGUUGGAAGCAAUUUGUGCAGGAUAAUUCAUUAGAAUUCGGGGACUUUCUCAUUUUUUACUAUGGUGGUAAUGCAAAAUUUUAUGUCAAAAUAUAUGGGAAAAAUGGUUGUCAAAAGGAGGUCACUAAUCCCACCGGGGAGACUCACCAAGAGAAUGAAACAAUUGACCAUAGUAAGUCUUGCCAGAUUGCAUGCAGAACCAGUAGCAAGAAAGUUAUCAGGAAAAAACAUUUGAGCCCGAGAGUUCCAAACGAAAUUCAAGAGGAUGACAUUGACAGAGAACUUAGAGAUAAAUUCAAGUCCAAAUUUCCAUUCUUCAGGGUUGUUAUGAGUUCUACUUAUCUUAAGCGUGGAAUAAUGAAUAUACCAGCAAGCUUCCUCAAGAGCUACGUGGAAAAGGAUAGAGAGAGUGUUACACUUCUCUCUUCAGAUAAAUUGUGGCCAGUGAAAUUGGUCCGAUAUUUAGGAACUGUAUGCAGGUUCUCUAGUGGUUGGCACAUGUUUUGCAAGGAAAACGCAAUAAAAAAAGGUGAUGUUUGUGUCUUCGAGCUUGUUGAGAGAGAUGAUUUUACUCUGAAAGUUUCUAUUUUUGAACGUGUAGGUUGAGUGAUUGUUUACAAUUGCUAUGUUGAAUGUUUUUUAAAGCAAUUUUUUUACUUGUUGGAGAUAGCUUAUAUAUAUGCAGUCAAGCUUUUUUCGCUCCCUA
Camellia sinensis is the source of this 984-nucleotide messenger RNA. RefSeq names its product B3 domain-containing transcription factor VRN1. The record is from RefSeq and is a predicted model, not a curated record. Gene Ontology annotation, molecular function: DNA binding. Lineage: Eukaryota; Viridiplantae; Streptophyta; Magnoliopsida; Ericales; Theaceae.